AUGUGGCAACACAUAUACAUCUAUUCUAUAGAAGACACGUAUAGAAGACACGUCUCCUGCCAUCCAUCUCUCUCCACAUCCCUAAAUACAACCUUUCGAAAUCCUUUCCCCCCCUCCUCCCCCCUACUCGGACUCCCUUUUUCCUGCCCACUGCUCCUCCACCCAAAAAAUCGUGCGUCUCGUCUUGUUCCCAACACAGCACCAACAAAUGUUUCUUCAGCGGCGCCGCUCAACACAGCAGGGGCUCAUGUCCGUGGAGCUCGAGCCGUCUCUUCUUCAGUGCGUUGUACAACCUCGUCUCGUUAUCUAGGCGGGAAGCGUCAAAGUUUCCGUUGGCAUUCGUUUCCGGGCUCUUGUUACUGACAGCCAAGUACGGCACGAGCCUCAUGUGCAGCUGCCCCGCCGGCUCGUCGUAAAGAUCGAUAAUCUCAUGAUAGCGAUAAACAAUGUUCUUGAUUCGCUCCU
This is a messenger RNA of Chondrus crispus (carragheen), 465 nucleotides long. RefSeq lists its product as hypothetical. Lineage: Eukaryota; Rhodophyta; Florideophyceae; Gigartinales; Gigartinaceae. The record is from RefSeq and is a predicted model, not a curated record. The transcript is spliced from 2 exons. Bases 1 to 363 code for a protein of 120 amino acids.